UCAUUCAUUCAUCAUUCGUGGGUUGGGCGUUGAGUGUGUUGCUGUGUGUUAAUUUUAGUGCAUAUUUUAUUUUAUGAUUUUUCAAUAUUUAUAAAAUAAACCUUGUCAAAUAAAACUAACUACACCGUUUAAUCGUAUUUGUGAUUUAAUAUCUAUUUAUACGGACUUUUGCGUUGCGGAAAUGGUGUUAUAGUGUGACGAUCGGUUUUCGCUGAAAUUGUGCUUUUAUCAGUAGGAAAAUGGGUAAAUUACUGAGUUUGCUCUCCCGGGACGAUUCAAAUUGUUGCUCGUCGCCCCGGUACGACAUAUUCCUGGACUUCGAGAACGCCGCUCCGACGGAUACAGAGCGCGAAGUGUAUGAAGAUGUUCAGAGAGUUCUUUUAGAAUCUGAGGAGAUUUUAGAAGAGAUACAGUUUUAUAAAGGAGCCGGGAGAGAGAUACGAGAAGCGAUAGCCGACCCGUCCCGGAUAUCGCAGGAGCGAGCGUGGCGGGUCGUCAAGCCCCUGGUGGAAAAGCUGCUGAGGUGCUACAAUCAUUCUUUGGAGCUUCAGAGGGUGGUCCCCCGUCUCCUCGGCUCGCUGGUGGGCAGCGGCAUGAGCCCCACGCAGCACCUGGAGCAGCAGCAGGCGCUGGUGAAGCAGUUCGCAGAGAUCCUCGAGUUCGUGCUCAAGUUCGACGAGUAUAAGAUGAAGAUCCCCGCCAUCCAGAACGACUUCAGCUACUACCGGCGCAGCGUGUCGCGCGGGGGGCUGAUCAGCGCGGACCCGCCGCCCGGGGAGCCCCCGCUGAGCGCAGAGACUGCUAAUAGGAUGUCGCUGUUCUAUGCGCAGGCUACGCCGAUGCUUAAGGUGCUGAGCGAGGCCACAUCCCAGUUCGUGAGCGACAACCAGCAGGACCUGGAGAACACCACCGAGACGCUCAGCACCAUGGCCAAAGUCUGCCUCAGGAUGCUCGAGAACCCUAAACUCGUCGCCCAGUUCAGCCGCGAGGAAACCUCCCUACUAGUCCUGCGCGUGAUGGUGGGGCUCAUCAUCCUGUACGACUGGGUGCACCCGGCCGGCGCGUUCUGCCGCGCCUCCUCCGUGGACGUGAAGGGCUGCGUCAAGUUCCUGCAGCAGCAGCCGCCGGCCAAGGCGGAGCCGCUGCUCAACGCGCUCAGAUACACAACAAAGCACCUGAACCACCAGACGACGCCGAAGAACAUAAAGACUCUGCUGGCGGCGUGAGGGCAGCCCUCGGGCCUGGCGUGCUGCUGCGGCGAGUGAGCGGGACGGGGAUAGCGCUCGCACUCGCUAGUGUUCAGUGGUAGGCCAAUCAGAGCGUGGGGGAAGGGUAGUGACCAAUCGCAGCGCUUAUGGAGAAAUAGGCCCAAUCAGAAUGUUGCUUGGAUAGAUAAGAGUAGGUUGAAUGGGGAUAGACAGUGGGUGACUUUGUUAUGGUCCAAUAGCUGCGCUGCUUGGAUUUGGGUUAUAAUAAAGUGAUCAUACUUUUGGUGAGGGUUAGGAUGGUUUAAAUUCUUGCGAAUGU
Plutella xylostella (diamondback moth) is the source of this 1527-nucleotide messenger RNA. Its product is annotated as CYFIP-related Rac1 interactor B. The record is from RefSeq and is a predicted model, not a curated record. Lineage: Eukaryota; Metazoa; Arthropoda; Insecta; Lepidoptera; Plutellidae. Gene Ontology annotation, biological process: regulation of actin filament polymerization. Gene Ontology annotation, molecular function: small GTPase binding.